This is a messenger RNA of Plasmodium falciparum 3D7, 3642 nucleotides long. RefSeq names its product putative DET1 domain-containing protein. The record is from RefSeq and is a predicted model, not a curated record. Lineage: Eukaryota; Apicomplexa; Aconoidasida; Haemosporida; Plasmodiidae.
AUGUGUAAUAAGUAUAGGCUACAUCUUUUAAACCAAAUUAAUCCAACUACUAACACAUCUUCAUAUAAACAACAUCAAUUAAAUAAUGAUCUUUAUAAAUUAAAAAAAAAAAUGGAGAAAAAUAAAGUACUUUUUAACAAAGAUGAUAAAAUGGACAUUCUAAGUAUGGACACGCUUAAGCUGGCGGAUGAAAUCAAAACAAAAAUAAUUGCACAACAGCUUCACACAGUUUUAGUUUUGUAUUUGCAAAUAUUAAAAGAAAAAAAGAUCGAAGAGAAAAAUAUCAAUGAUGAUAUUGGACAAUAUAUAGAAAACGUUAUUAUCUCGGCACUGCAAUUAUACUCACUAAUAGAAAAACAAACAAAAGAUCGAAAGAAAUGUUACAUAAAAAAAAUUUGUCAAUUAUGUAACACCUUGUCAAAUAUAUUAAUAGAGUAUAUAAAAAAUAUUAAGGGAAUACAAGUUCAACAUAAUUCAUCUAAAAUAAAUGAAAACAAUCAAAAAUUAUUAAUAGACAGUUUGGAAAAUUCUAAUAAAUUGUCGAAAGAAAAGUCUACGAGGAGUAUAGAAAGCUCAAAAGAGAAAAAUGAAAAUGUGUUUGAAGGAACAUCUGGAAAGUUAAAUACCGUUUCAUAUCCUUGCGGUUGUGUACAUUCACAAGAUAUGAAAAUAAAAGAAAUUUCUUUGGAGAAUGAGUUUUCAAAAGGUUAUCGCUUAAUGUGUUUAUAUAGUGCUCAAGAAUUAAAUGAACAAAUCAAUUACAAUAAGAAUAUAAUAAACAACAGCUUUAAGACUUUUCAAAAAAAAUACUGCAACGUAAAACUUCGUGAUAGAAGGGAAUUAAUUUAUAAAUUUCAAAAGAUUUUGGAAAAUAAAAAUAUCCAAUUUUAUGACAUAUAUAAAGGAAAUGUUAAAAGUAAUAUUGUGAGUAACCAAGUUAAUAAUAAUGCUCAGGAAUUUCAUACAGAUUUAUAUGAUGGUUGUUCAUAUAAUAGUAACCAUAUAAUAAAAAAUGUUGAAGAAAAAGGUAUACGUCAUUUAAUUAAUAUUCUAUUACAUACAAAUAAAUCAAUAACUACAUUUGAAAUAAAUUCACAAGGGAAAAUUGAUGCAAUUAUACAGUUUUUACAAAAAAAUGAGAAAAAGAAAGAUAUCAUAUUAUUAAAUGAAUACGAAUAUUUCUUUACUAAUACGGAUGACUAUACACAAAAAGAGAAAAACAAAAACAGAAGGAAAUAUAGGGACAGAGAAAAUGUCACAUGUAAUAACAGAAUGGUAAAACGAACUUAUAAAAAUGUUGAUGAUAAUAAUAAUAAUUUAAAAGAAGAGAAUGAAAACAUUUAUUUUUAUGUUGGUAAUAAAAAAAAAAUAGUAUUUGAUAUAAAGAAAAAACAAAAGAUAGUUUACGAAAUUGAUGAAAAGAAUUCUUUGUUAACAAAAAAAAAAUUUCUAAAAGAUGAAAAUAACAAAGAUAUAUUAUUAAAAGUAUAUGAUGAAAAUGAUUGGUCAGAUGAAAACAUGGAGUUCUGUUAUAUUACUGAAAAAAAGGAGAAAGAAAAAAUUGUAAUUAAAAAAAACAAACAUGGAAAAAAGAAAACGGUUUAUACAAAUAAAAAUAAUGAAUUAGAUAAUAAUGUAAAGAAUUUUAUAUUCUAUAAGAAAAAUAUAAAGAAUGUAAAGGAAAUAAAUUUUUAUGAUGAUGAAGAGGUUAUUUUAUCUUUGCUUAAACAAAAUGAAGAGAGGAAAAAAUUAGAAGAUACCAAAGAUAAUUAUGAUAUUAAAAAUAUGGAAAACACCAUAUCGAAAGAUGAUAAUACAUUAGUAUGUGAAAAAAAUAAAAUACCAUCCAUAUGGAACAAAGCAAAAAAUAAAACAUGUACCAAUGAUAGGGAUAUGUAUAUAUUAGAACAUAAAUAUGUAGAAAAUAAAAAUGAUGAGAUAAAUGUAGAAUCUUUAGAUACAUACACAAAUAUUAUCACGAAUAGAAAAGAGUUUCUUUUAAAAAAGCAUUAUUUGGAUAAUCAACAAGAUAUAUCUUCAUUUCUAAAAAUCGAUGAUUAUUAUUAUUUUAAAAAAAAUGGGAAUGAUUCAGACACAAACAAAUUUAACAAAUAUGAUAAUGAUUAUAAAAUGUAUGAAACAAAUGUUAAGGGGAAUAUGGAUGAUACUAAGAAAUGCAUUGGAAAUAAGUUUGAUAAAAUGAGAAAUAAAAAGUUGGAUAACAUAAUAGCGAUAAAUGAUGAUGAUAAUAAUAAUAAUAAUAAUAAUUAUAUGAAUAAUGUUUGCUUGGAAAGUUAUAUUGAUCUUUAUUUGGAACCAAAGAAAAAAAAUGAAAAGGAAAAAAAAAAAAAAAAAAAAAAUUAUCUUAUAAAUAGAAUGAACACUUUAAUAUCAGGAGAUGGUAAAAAAAAUAUAUCAGAGGAAUAUAAUAUGAAUGAUAAAGAGAAAAUAAAAAUUGAAGAUUUUCUUUUUAAUGAAUAUUUAAAAAAGGUAAGUGUUCGCUCACAAAGUUUAAAAAAAAAAAAAGAAAAGAAACAUGAACAUGAACAUGAACAUGAACAGGAACAUGAACAGGAACAUGAACAUGAACAGGUACAUGAACAGGAACAUAAACAUAAACAUGAACAUGAACAUAAACAUAAACAUAAACAUGAACAGGAACAUAAACAUAAACAUGAACAUGAACAUGAACAGGUACAUGAACAGGAACACAACAAAAUAAAGAAAAUCAUAUAUGAUACAAAAAUAGAUAUGAAAAAGGAAGAAGAUACUCAAAGAAAGAUAGAAAAUAAUCAUAAUAUUAUAUCAAAUGAAAAGAAUGAUAUAUUACAAAUCCAUAACAUUGUAAAAAAAGAUAACAAGCAUAUGGAAAUUAAUAAAUGUUCAAAAAAUAAUGAAACUCAUAAUAAUUUACCUAUGAGUAAUGACCAGAAAAAUAAUAUAUUAGAUAAAAAUAACAAAAUGAUAGAUAAAAAUUUAUUAAAAAAAAAAAGUUCCUUACAAAUGAAUUCCUUUAAUUCUGACAAGAAAUUGUAUGAUAAUGAUAUUUCAAAUGUUAAAGAAAAAAAAAUAUAUAAUGAAAGAAAAGUAUCCCAUGAAAAUAGUAUGGAGAAUCAAAGGUAUGAAGAUGAUAAAAUGGGAAGAAAAUAUCUGAGCGAAGGAUUUUCUGCCUAUGUGCACGUUGCACUAUGUGAGAAUACUAUAAUAAGCAAAAAGUGUAUCAUUUCUUGCAACAUCAAUACUAAAAUGUUGAAAAUUGAAACAAAAGAAAAAAAAUUUAUCAUAGAUAUGAAUAAGCUACAUGUACAGGAAAUACCAACAACGUAUGAUAACUUGGCUAUAAUAAAAUUAAUAAUUAAAAAAAAAAAUAAUAAUAAUUCGAACUGUUUAUUGGUUGAGUCGAAAAAUUUAGGGGCAUUACAACAUCUUGGCGAUGAAAUUGGAUGGAACUAUGACAAGACAGGCUAUUCAAUGGAUCAUAAAUUCAAUGACGAAAAGGAAAAGAAGGAAAGGAGGAAAACGGAUGAUGAGCACAUAAAUAAUAAGCCCCAAUUAAUUGAUAAUAGCACAGUAGGAUUUUUUGAUAAAAUAAAGCUAAACAAAUUUUUAGGAAAGAAAAAAACAGAGGAGAAGGAUAUAUAA